Molecule: messenger RNA, 1240 nt
Organism: Helianthus annuus (common sunflower)
Lineage: Eukaryota; Viridiplantae; Streptophyta; Magnoliopsida; Asterales; Asteraceae
Product: F-box protein At5g07610
Exons: 2
Coding region: 64-1164 (366 amino acids)
Molecular function (GO): protein binding
Source: RefSeq, a predicted model, not a curated record
UUGACUUCCCAAAACCACAAGGCUAGGGUUUUGACUUUUCAUUGUUAGGGUUCUACCAUCACCAUGAAAACGACUGCCGAAGAUUCAUCUGAAGAAGCUCCAUCCACACAUGUUGUCCUAUCCAACCAUGACCUCUUGAUCGAAAUCUUACUCCGUUUACCAGUUGUCUCACUUCACGUCUUCAAAUCCGUAUCCAAACGCUGGUUAUCCAUUAUUACAAACCCUAAUUUCACUCUCCGCCAUUCCCCGUUUGGUCUCUUUCUACCGCGACAAAGUUUCUCUGAAUAUGAUUUCGUCCAGUUGUAUAACAUUAUUCCCGCCAACAGAUCUCCAUUACCCACCACCUUCACUCUUAAAUUUGACUCACAUAAAGCUGAGAUUUUGCACUCUUGCAAUGGUUUGCUUCUUUGCCGUGUAAGGCCUGAUAAGUUGUACGUAUACAAUCCAUCGAUAUAUCGGUUUAAAGCGGUUGAAGUGAUUCCAGAGUGUCGUGUUAUGGGUAGUUUUAAAAUGGCUUUUGAUCCUUCUAAAUCAUCUCAUUACAAAAUAGUGUAUGCUGGAGUAGUAAGUGGUUCAGUUCAAAUAGGAACAUAUUCUUCAGAAACAUGCGAGUGGAAGAUUUGUAAGGAUCAAUUUCCGCUUCAACGUUUUAGAGGUUUCCACCAAGGAAUAUAUUGGAAUGAUGCCAUUCAUUGGCUCCAUAAUGCGAAUAGGGCUUUGCAUUGCAGGUUAGAUGUUGAGCAUAAGUGUUUAACAAGCAUAAAUACACCUAAAAUAUUGGAUGGUAAGGAGGUGCAUUGCGAUCAAAGGUUGUUCGAGUCUCACGGUUGUUUGCUUCUUCUUUGUAUUGAUUUGCAACGGAUGAGUAUUUACGAGAUGAGGGAAGGGGAUUCUGGGUGGUCGGUGAAGUACAUUGUAAAUCUUGUGGAGUUUAUGAUGCUUUUGCCCAAAACCUGGAGGAAGGGACUAAGGUGCCUUUGUUCGAACCAUGUUCGAUGUAUUAUGAUCGGGAAGAGAGAAGAGGAUUCGUUCCUUGUGAUGGAGAUAUAUGGAAAGAUAGUACAAUACAAGAUCGCGUUAAAGACUCUCCGUAAGCUCUAUGAACUGGAAUCGUUUCACUCCCCGGUUAGCUUUCAGUUCAUUGCAUCUGUUGCUGGUGUGUGAUUCUGCUUUAUGGUUUCAGGUGCUGCUAAGCUUACUGAUUAUGCAUUUCAGGCGUGAAACAUGAUGGUUCAUGCAA